Nematostella vectensis (starlet sea anemone) is the source of this 1965-nucleotide messenger RNA. Its product is annotated as WD repeat and SOCS box-containing protein 1. Gene Ontology annotation, molecular function: protein binding. The record is from RefSeq and is a predicted model, not a curated record. NCBI's taxonomy places the organism in Eukaryota, Metazoa, Cnidaria, Anthozoa, Actiniaria, Edwardsiidae. The transcript has a single exon. Bases 173 to 1534 code for a protein of 453 amino acids. Gene Ontology annotation, biological process: intracellular signal transduction.
ACCAAGAUAUAGCAUUUAGCUGCCAUCUUGUUUAUUUAGGGUUUUUUGUCGGUCGACGAAAAGUCGAGUUGUUUUCCCUUUCGCCUGAUAAAGACUUCAUCCAUUACAAGACGCAAACUCAUUAGGAAGAAAACACCGUCAUGACUCGCCUGGGUCUGUUUGAGAUCAAAUAAUGGGAAACAAAUCGGGGAAAUCCUCGAAGAAGAGAUUGAAUUGGGAUAUUGACAAGUCGACAACAUCCACCCUUCCAUCACGUCCGCUGCAGCAUCUACGAUGCUUCCCACAGGAUAGAAAUGGCUACAUGUCCAACACAGCUAGAAUAGUAGCUCAGCUACAUCAUCUAAAGAGCGGUCAAACUAGGACAGAUUACGGUGAGGAAAUCCGUUGCUGUGUGUUCGCCCCAGACGACGAAACCACUAUUCUCACAACAUCUAAUCCCUGUGGUCCGAAUGUACGGCCUGAGGAAGGACUUGGGCAUUUUCGCGUGUUUGAUGUAUCCAGGGGUGAAUGUAAAAAGGAGAUUACUACAUAUUACUCCCAGGAAUGCGAUAUUUCGUCGGAUGGCGACUCGAUCGCUUUCGUGAUGAACGCAACUAAAGGGGAAGUCGCCCGAAUAAAACGAAACAGAACGUCACUUAGUGGGGUUUCGGAAAAGCUUGAAAAAUUCCAGCCCGAAUGCAAUGGGCUUAUCGGCCAAACAAUGAUCUGCAAAUUCUCUCCGGACAAUUGCUACUUGCUAAGUGCGGCAUGCGUUGAUUUUCACACUAUUCGCGAAACGAAUGAAUUGCGAGUGUGGAAUGUGAAGUCAAUGGACAUGAUCAAGAGCGUGGUAUUACGUGAUCUUUCAGACUUCUGUGGGUUUGUUACGAGCUGUAAUUUCUCCCCUGAUGGAUCUUUUAUCGCUUUUUCUACCUCCCAAGAGCAGUUAUGCGUCCUUAAAGCAAAAACUCUGGAGAUUGUUUGUGUUCUGCGCAAGAGAUGCAGGGGAAACAAGUGUUGGUGUGUGUUUAAUCCCAGAUACAGAAAUGGGGUAUUGGCAUGUUGCCUGCAGGAUGGCCGAAUUGAGAUCUGGACCCGAGAAGACACUGCCCCACACCCUACCCUUAGCUGUGACCCGCAGGUUACGUACACCUGUGAUAAGCAGCAACGGGUGACAUCAAGUGCUAGGCUCUACUCGUGUCAAUAUUCAAAGGAUGGUAAAUAUCUGGCAGCUGGGACAUCAGAAGCAAAUAUUAUUCUAUUGGAUCCAGACUCUUUAAGUACAUUACUUGUGUUGGAUUGCAAGGCAGUAUCUGCGCCGAAUGAAGGCAUGAUACAGAGUGCAAUUAUACACUGUAUUGCUUUCUCAAACUCAUGCCAGUAUCUAGCUGCCGGUUAUAAUGAUGGUGUUGUUAGGAUAUGGUCAUUGCCAGCAAGGUUUGACUUGCAACAUAUGUGCCGUACUGCAAUCUUGCAGUACGUCCCUGCAAACAAAAUCUAUUUACUCCCAAUCCCUAAUGCCCUGAAGGUUUAUCUAUUAUAUUGGCCACAGUAAUAAAAUUAUCUUUAGAGAUAAAUUGAAUUAUAGGUAUUUUCCUCAUAUUCUGAGUUUAAAAGCAUUAGAUCCAAAUGCUUUGCUCUAUGUUUUUUAACAUUGUUUUAAGCACAAGAAAAGCAAUACUACAAGAAUGCCACAGACAUUUGUUACAAAUCAGUCAUCUAACUCUCAAUUAUGGUAUCACUCGAUAUUACAGAAAGAAUUAAUAGAAAAUACUGUUAUCUAUUAAAUCUUGAUAAUUGGCCAUCAAUAUCUAAAUAAAAUAAGAAAUUCUCCAUCUGUACUAACACACAUAUACAAAUACAUACACAAUGUUAAUUUUGUCCUCUCAUUAAUAAUAUAUUCCUGUGCAUCAGACAAAAAAUCAUUACAAUUUAAAGUCAAGAAAGAUAUAUGGUCAAUAAAAGAAUACCCAGAUUAUUUAAAAA